Molecule: messenger RNA, 951 nt
Organism: Brassica napus (rape)
Lineage: Eukaryota; Viridiplantae; Streptophyta; Magnoliopsida; Brassicales; Brassicaceae
Exons: 2
Coding region: 383-703 (106 amino acids)
Source: RefSeq, a predicted model, not a curated record
UUUCGGUUAAUAACCGCAUGGGUCUAUUUAGAGGAAGGUUCCAAAAUUAGAAGACAUGGAUAAGGCCACGUAAGUCUAGUUAUGUGUAUCAGUGUAUGCUUAGAGGAAGGAAUCCAAAAUUAGGAGACGUGGAUAAGGCCACGUGGAGGAGAUGACCAAAGAGAGGCAUGGUUCUGGCCAUAAUCUACAUUGGGAGAUGUGAUUAUGGAUUCUAUCUCACUCUAAUAUUAUUUUUUAUUAUAUGCUUGUUAAAUUCCAUUCACAUUUAAUGAUGAUGUGUGUAUAUAUAAAUGCAACUCUCACAAUAUACAAACACACACACAUCGUAUUGUACAUUUAUAAUUAUAUUACACAUUUAUUGUAAGAGAUCAAAGUGAUUGACAUGGCGACUUCCACCUUCUCGUCUCGUGGUGCCCAAACGAUGAACACCAUGUUCGUCAAGAAAUCUAUUCACAAGAAGAGCGCGUCACACGACAUAGUGAGGGAGACGGUGAAGAUUGAUGGUGCCAGCGUCCAAGAGGCUGAGAUGAAGACGAUGAGAGGUUUCUCCGUCGCCAGAGAGAUUUCGUCGUCGUCAGAAAGUAGUUGGGUCCCACAUGAAGUCACGGGAAUCUACUAUCCAAAGGGACAAGAGAAGGUGAUGCAAGAUGUGCCUCCUCCGGCUCGUAGCCACGCGGAGGAACUCGUUAACUGGUUCUCUUGAUCAGGGCCGGCUCAAACGUUUUACAGGCCUCGGGGCAAAACUAAAAAAAUGAUCCUUAACAUGUGAAACUGUAAUGUUGAUAUUGUAGCUACUAAGUAAUAUAAAACAAUUUUUUUUUGGAAAUAUAAACAUAACCAUAAAGUAAAACAGUCUUGAUUCUUUUAUAGAUUUUCUUGAGAAUGAGAUGAUUUGCUUUCACAAAAAUCUUCACAAUAUAACAUGUUCUCCCGAAUCUGAAAAAGAAAAAA